AUGGGGAUUGCGGUUCGAACACUUCAGGAAAGCGUCCUGUUCGACGUCGAGGAACGUAUUUUCCUACCACUUAUAUACGGCGAAGGGAAGGCCCACGUGGUUCAUCGGCUCAGAAAAGAGAUCGCCGACGCUAUGAGCCGCGACGAUACGCCUAACCGCCAAGGAGCUAUGAAUCACGUUUGGAUGGUGCCAUUUGAACGAAAUCCCUUCUUCACCGGCCGUGAGUCCGAGCUGAAAGUGCUCCGUCAGGCGCUUUUCACGGGACAUCGGACUGCAAAGGUCGCAGUCACAGGGCCUGGGGGAGUCGGUAAGACGCAGCUUGUACUUGGGUUAGUCUAUCAAAUAAGGGCCGAACACAAGAACUGCUCGGUCAUCUGGAUACCCGUAACGAGCAAAGAGAGCCUUGGGCAGGCCUAUCUCAAUGCCGCUAGGCAACUCAGCAUAUCCGGAUGUGAAGACGACAAAGCCGAUAUCAGGAGACUUGUACGAGAUCACCUAAGCAGCGAGAGCGCAGGCCAAUGGCUCCUGGUGUUCGACAACGCUGACGACGUUGGCAUGUGGGUGGACAAAUUUACGCCGGAAUCUGGUUGUCUGAUUGACUGCCUCCCAAGAAGCAGCCACGGAUCCAUCAUCUUCACGACGCGCGACAUGAAGACAGCAGUUAGACUUGCCGGUCGAAACGUGGUAGAAAUGUCGGAAAUGGACGAAGCUGGCGGAAAGCAGCUAAUACAGAAAUACCUAGUUAAUCGGGGCCUCAGUAGCCAAGAAGAUGCAACGACCCUGCUGGCAAGGCUUACCUACCUCCCGCUGGCCAUUAUUCAGGCUGCGGUGUACAUUAACGCGAACGGAAUAAGCUUGGGAGACUAUCUGUCGCUCCUAGAAGAGCAAGAAGAGGACGUAAUCGAUCUCCUUAACGAGGAUUUCGAAGACGAAGGGCGGUAUCGCGACGUGAAGAACGCAGUGGCCACUACUUGGUUUAUUUCCUUCGAACAAAUCCGGUGUCGCGACCCUCUUGCGGCGGACUACCUCUCCUUCAUGGCUUGUGUAGAUACUAAAGACAUCCCGCAAUCGCUUCUUCCACCGGGUCAAUCGCGGAAGAAGGAGACACAAGCGAUAGGGACGCUGCAAGGUUACUCGUUCGUCACUAAGCGGUCUGCAGACUCGACUGUAAACAUCCAACAACUGGUGCACUUGGCAAUGAGGAACUGGCUCCGGAAGGAAGGGCUACUGCCCGAUUGGACCUGUAGAGCCAUCUUUGGUUCCUCCGUCAAGGAAAUCGACCAGAUGGAACGAGGAAGAGAGGAUAUGCGUGCAGAGACGAGGCAGUGCCGCGUGCCUCUUAUUGAGUCCGGACAGGGACUCAUUUUGGGCCACCUUGGAGGGACUGGUUUUGGCCCCCCCCCUCCUCGGCUAGAGUUGAAGCAAUUCCUAGUCUGCGGCGGUAACGCCCCUUACCCCAAAGGGUGGACACAGCGACUCGGCCUGUCCACCACAAGUAUGGGAAACAAGGGCCCGGAUACCGAGUUCCAAGAACGGCUGAAAGAAUGGGAGGCGGACUUCGCGGUGGGUUCUUUCGAGCGCCUGUUUUGUAGAGUUAUCUUCCUCGAAGGCAUGGGGCUUGAGUGGAUCCGUGCCAUCUACUAG
Molecule: messenger RNA, 1644 nt
Organism: Lasiosphaeria miniovina
Lineage: Eukaryota; Fungi; Ascomycota; Sordariomycetes; Sordariales; Lasiosphaeriaceae
Product: P-loop containing nucleoside triphosphate hydrolase protein
Exons: 7
Coding region: 1-1644 (547 amino acids)
Molecular function (GO): ADP binding
Source: RefSeq, a predicted model, not a curated record